This is a messenger RNA of Diabrotica virgifera virgifera (western corn rootworm), 5640 nucleotides long. RefSeq names its product semaphorin-1A (gene Sema-1a). Gene Ontology annotation, molecular function: semaphorin receptor binding; chemorepellent activity. Bases 584 to 2746 code for a protein of 720 amino acids. The record is from RefSeq and is a predicted model, not a curated record. Lineage: Eukaryota; Metazoa; Arthropoda; Insecta; Coleoptera; Chrysomelidae. The transcript has 9 exons. Gene Ontology annotation, biological process: neural crest cell migration; positive regulation of cell migration; negative regulation of axon extension involved in axon guidance.
AUACUGUUGUUGGUUCAUAGUAGUCUCGAGUCUCGGCGUACCUGUUUCUGUUUGUGGGUACAAGCGUACGUCUCUCGCGUUCUAAACCGCUUGGUACAGAACUAUUACACAAGUUUAAUAGCAUUACAGCUGACGUAUUAUUACAUACAACAACAAUUCCGUUGGAACAUUUUUACAAGCGACAUACUUUUAGAAAGUGUACAAUAAUAAUUAUAACUUUUUUAUUUAGUUGCUUCAUUUUUUUUGUGGUGUGCAGUAAUCUGUGACAACACUUCUCGACUGUGGUUCAAGCCCAUUGCAAAAUUUGUUUUAAGUGUGUUGUUGUUUUUUUUUUGCGUGAAAAGAACUCAGCCGUUUCCAGUUGGUGUUGAAUCUCAAGUGAACUUCAGUUUUUAUUGUGGAUUAAAACAAGAAUGACUACAUGAAGUGUUUGUUUCUUUAAAAAGUGGAAAAGUGUUAGUGUUUGAACUGAAAAUAUGAGACUGCUGAGUAAUAUGUAAUACUUGCACGAUGUUUUUUAAAAUAUGGCCGAAAACGGUGAAAGAAUGACGCUCCAAAAGUGAACGCUACCCAUCAGCCCAAAAUGAAGAUCCGUGCCUUUUCGUGCCUUUCAACAAGCUCUCUACAUUAUUUUCUCUUGAUAUUACUAUACCUUAUUAAAACUGGCCAUGGAUGGCUGCCAAAUACAAGCACAAAGCUCGUCAACAAUGCCAACAAAAUUCGUAGUAUAGUAUUUAGGGGCAAUACGUCCUCGAUCGACCAUUUUACUGUCUUGUAUCAAGACGAUGAAUCUAUUUUAUUGGGAGGAAGGAACCAAAUUUAUAAUUUAUCGAUGUUCGAUUUUGCUGAAAAAGCUGUUACUUUAGACUCUUGGCCGUCUUCCGAAGCGCACAGUCAGCUUUGCAUCCUCAAAGGAAAAACAGAAGAUGAUUGCCAAAACUAUAUCAGAAUAUUGGUCCCGACAGGUCCUGGGAAAUUUCUUAUUUGUGGAACCAAUUCUUUUAAGCCCAUCUGCAGGAUUCUACAACAAAAGGAUGGCCAGGUUGUUAUCGAAAAAGAACUGGACGGAAAAGGAUUGUGUCCCUAUGAUCCUGAGCACAACAGUACCUCCAUAUAUAGCAACGGACAUUUAUUCUCAGCUACAGUAGCUGAUUUUUCAGGAACUGAUCCAUUAAUCUACAAAGAACCCCUCCGUACUGAACUUCUUGAUCUCAGGCAGCUCAAUGCUCCAAAUUUUGUAAGUUCGAUGACCUAUGGAGAUUACAUAUACUUCUUCUUCCGUGAGACUGCUGUGGAGUACAUGAACUGCGGAAAGGUGAUUUAUUCUAGAGUGGCAAGGAUUUGUAAACAUGAUAAGGGAGGGCCUCGCCAAUCACAUGACCGUUGGACCACAUUUUUGAAAGCAAGACUGAACUGCUCGGUACCUGGAGAAUAUCCAUUUUAUUUUGAUGAAAUACAAUCAACUAGUGACAUUGUGGAAGGAAACUAUGGUGGCGAUGAAAGAAAGAAAAUCAUCUACAGUGCGCUAACCACCCCAGAUAACGCAAUAGGCGGCUCCGCUAUAUGUAUGUUCAACAUGGAAGAUGUUCAAGGCGUUUUCCAAGGGCCUUUCAAAUCACAAGAAAGCAUUAAUGCAAACUGGUUGCCGGUUCCGGAUCAUAAAGUUCCAACACCAAGACCUGGUGAUUGCGUAAAGGAUAGUAGAGUUCUUGCAGAAAAGGAUGUGAACUUCAUCAAGACUCAUCCACUUAUGGAGAAAGCCGUUCCUCCUCUGUUUGGCCAACCCUUGCUGAUUAGGGUCAGUCUUCAUUACAGGUUUACAGCUGUUACUGUGGAUCCUCAAGUGCCAACUGUUACUAAUGAGAAUUACGACGUUAUUUACGUUGGAACAGAUGAUGGAAAAGUUCUGAAGGUAGUAAAUAUUCCAAACGGUAUUGCACCACCUCAGUCAGUUGUCAUAUCAGAAAACGAAGUUUUUCCUAAAACCACCCCAGUAAAACAAUUAAAAAUAACCCCUGAAUAUGGAAAGAUCAUUGCUGUUAGUAGCAGUGAGGUUAAACUCGUAACAUUGAUUCACUGUGAACAUUUCUCCCGAUGCAGUGACUGUUUGGAACUGCGAGAUCCACAUUGUGCGUGGAACUCAUUUACACGAACCUGUGUCCGGGUUGAGAUGUCCAAUUUAAACAAACAACUAACGCAAGAUAUUAGAAAUGGAGGUGCUGUCAAGUGCAGAACUUCAUCCCUAGAUAAUGCAGUUCCUACCAAAGAAUACGAUGUAAGCCCAAUCGACACGAAUUCUCUGGACGAAAGCAAAGAAUCUAACGACCCCUUGCUGAAAAUUGAAGACGAAUCAGCAGACUGUAAUGAAAUCAACAACAAAGUUACAGGAUGUGCUUCCCAAACUAAGCUGACCCUUUAUACUUCUGAGUAUUUGCAUAUCAUUGUAGCUGUUGCCUGUAUGGGAGGCUUAAUCGUUGGAUUUGUAUGUGGAUAUCUGGUCUCCCGGAGGUUUCAUGGCCGCUCACAGUACCCUAAUCCGCCGUUUAUUGAACAGCACAACCAUUUAGAGAGAUUAACUGUCAACCAGACCAGUUUUUUAGCUCCGAGGACGAAGACGGUUAACUUAGACGUACUGAAUGUAUCUACAGAUUCCCUCCCGCCAAAAAAGGAUAAUUUAGGUUCUUUAAAAAACUUAAAUAUAACGAAUGAAGGAACUUUGCAGAAAAUAAAGAAAACGUAUAUAUAAUAAUCAAACAUCCUGCUUUCAUUUAAAAGCAUUUUCAGACCAAAAAGUCUAACACGGGAAUAUUAUUUUUGCUCUUCCAUACAGCAUGCUGGUUCAUUGCUUUGCAUGGUAAUUGUUUGCAUUUGAACAGAAAGUAGGAUCAGAUUUUCAUAGCUUUGAUUGUUUUUUGUACCUGCUGUUAUUAAUAGACUGCAUUAUUGAUUCAAUCUCUAAAGUUCACUUCCAGGAAUUACGUCUCAAAAUGUAAGUAAUCUUUUUUUUUUUAAUUUAAAACGUGAAAAAUUUGCUGACCCAUAAUGUUUUCCUAUACGUUGCGAUCGUAUUUUUUGAGUUACUAAUAUGCGUUAUAUCGUCGUUUCACUAUAGUAUCUAUAGUGUAACUAUAUCUAUGGUAUCAUGAACCUUUCCAGAUCAGGAAUAAAAAGGAUACGACUUAUUUCAAACGAAAUUCCUGCUCUAAUAGACAGGAGAAUACGUCAUGUAGAUAAUUUGUAGCCUAAUGAAUAAUUGCUCGCUCCCUAACACAGUGUUACUGUUUAUUCUCCAGAUUCAUUUGUUUUCACUUCUGAAUACAUUGUGGCAUAUGGUGCCACACCUAUGUAACUCAAGAACACGAUCUAAACCUGGAAUAUUAUCUGGUGAUAGUAAUCUCGGUUUUAAAUCGAAAUUUCUGACUUAAAAAAGUUAGUAACUUAGUGUUCUGACUUAAAAGAAAAACAAUUAAUAGCGACGGAUACUCCCUAGUAGUGUGUCUUCACGAAUUUUUCCAGACCAGGAGUAGAAAGAAUAUGACUUUUACCAAACUGUUCUAUUAGACAGGAAGAUACGUCAUGUAGAUAAUUUGUAACCUAACGAAUAAUUUCUCGCCCCUAACACAGUGUAAAUUGUGUAUCCCUCAGAUUGGUUUGUUCUCAUUUUUGAAUACAUUGUGGCAUAUGGUACCAUGCUUAAUAUGUAACUCAAAAACACGAUCUAAACCUGGAAUAUUAUCUGUAGAUAGUAAUCCAGGUUUUAUAUCGAACUAUUGUAUUUUAACUUUUAAAAACCAGUCAAUAUUAGAUACGGAUCCUCCGUAAACACCCGUGUAGCAUAUAAGUUAUUCAAAUGAAGAGGUACGAAACGAGACUGUAGGUAUAAAUGAAGUCCUAUUCAAAUUAUUUACCAUUGGCCUGAGCACAACGAUGCCAUUGAUUAACGAGCCGAAGGAUUCCUUGUUCCCAAAAUUCCUGUGACCGUAACGAGACCCAGUCCCUCGCAGCGUCCUUCAGUUCGUCGUUCGAGUUGAAGCGCUUCCCUUUGAAAUGUUCUUUCAGGGGACCAAACACAUGGUAAUUGCAGUGACACGCCGAUCACUUCUCUCUAGGUUUAAACAAAACAACCCUAGCAAGGUUGUUUUGUUUUAAACAUAUUGUUUUAAUCAACUGUUUUAAACAUGUUUAAAACACUUAAAUUAAACAAGCGUUUUUUUAAUUUUCUUUGUGAAUAUAACACAUAAAUAUGAAAAAAAUCUCAAAACUUAUUAUUAUACAGACUUUUUAACAAAUAUAUUAUUUAUUUUAAUAAUCGGAACACAACAAAAAUUUUAAAACUAAAACAUUUUUCAUACAAGAGUUAAUAAUUUCUCAAACUGUUUCAGUCUCAUAGUAAUCUUAUAAUCUAAGUCAUCAAUCUGAUCAGCCAUGUGAUGACUUAUAGAAUUAAGCUCUUUAAAAAUUUAAACCAACUUAGCAGCUUUGACAUUGCCUAGCCGAUUACAUAAUUUGGAAUUGACUAAAACGUAUGAGAAGAGUUUUUUUUAUAUUGGAUGACCAUAGAACGCCACCAUGCCAAUGGUCUUACAUUCUCAAUUAGAUGUUUAGAAAACAUAUAUAUGGUUCAAAGGGUACACACUUUGCCUGGUAAUUAAUAAUAAUUGGCAAUGCUUCCGGAUAAUAAGUUUCUACAUAUUCCGUGCCAGUUUUUAUUGGCGAUUGACUAAAUUUAUUUCCACUAAAGCGAUGAGCAAGCAAAUUUGUCAAAAAAUGAGCCGGGAUCAAAGCCAUUUCCAUAAGCUCCUUGACUUUAUUCGUAUCAUUCACCAAAAAUUCUCCAUUUGCAUGUUCAGUCUCGAAUACUUCCAGAAGUUCUAGCCAUAUCUCUGUAGCCUCUCCUUUAGUGCAAGUAUUUGUUUGGACUUUGUCCCUGCAAUAUACUUUAAUUUUUAUAAAUAUAGUCGGUUCGCUAAACUCAACUGGCUAGUGAUUUUAGUAAGUAAUUUUGCCAAUUUGGUAAAAUUGGCAAAAAAAUAAUUACUAAAUUUUUAAUAAUUACUAAAUAGUUAGUAAUUUUGUCAAAAUUGGCCAAAAACAAAAAAAUAAUACCUACUUAAAUCACUAGCCAAUUGUGUCUGAGAGCGAACCGACUAUACCUAGUCUUAGGCAUUUGUCUUUAAAUUUGUAUCAUUUACAAACUUUAUUACAUCUUUAUCAAUACUUAUUCUAUUGUUUGAGCAAACGUGAAAUAAUAUUGGCCAGUUUUUCAACUAACUUUCUAAGCAUUCCGAUAAAGUAUUCCAACGAACAUCCUGAUCCAAUACAAAAGCAAAAUCACCAGAUUCUCGGAAUUUUGCGAUAACAAAAUGUACAUUUCUGAGAUAUCUGCAAUUUUUUUAUACUACUCUUUAUUUCUGGCACUUCUAUAACAUGGGCAAGUAAGUUAAAUAUAUGUACUGAACAGCCAUAAGUUAUUAUAUGUAUCUGUGCUGCCUAAUUCCUUAAACAGAUCCUGCUCAUUUUAAGAAAAUAUGAUUUAAACAAUGUUUUUUUCUACGUUUUAUGUUUAAAACAUGUAACAUAAAAACAAAAAAAAAACAUGUUUGAAACAAAAAAUAAUAAACCGUUUAAAACAAAAAAAAA